AUGAGCGCUCAUUACAACGCCAACAGCCAGCGGGUGACCCACCGCAUGUCCGGAGCCCAUCAUGGUGACUCGCGCAGAGCGGGCAACGAGGCAAGCGUUGUGGCAUCUGGCGCAACCGACCCGACCAGCCUGGUCCCUCGAUCGCAUCCAGCACCGGUUUCGCCGUACGGGGGUACUUCUACACCCUACGGAGACCCGUCCGGGGCCAUCUAUCAGCACAACAUCUCGCUUUACUCGACCCAGCCGCGCAAUUCAACGUCGUCCUCUUUACAUCAGUCGCCGCCACAACCUUCUUCCUUGUAUGACCAGGGGAACUACACCCUCAGGUCCAGUCAACCUGCUAGCCCCGUUCACGGUGAAUUUUCAAACUCAUACGACCAACGGUCGGCUUCGAAUACCGCCCCGGGCACUGGUCAUGGAUAUCGGUCUCCUUCUUUCUCGCAGUCACCGGGAAUCGAUGCUAUAACGGAUGGCAUCGGAAGCCUGACGACAAGUCCAACCGGAGCCCAAUGGUCGACCACACCCGGCCCAGGCCUUCCCGGUCAUGAUGCGGGAAUUUCUCAUUCCGUCCAACCCAUGUCACGGGGGAGCAAUGUGUCCCAGAAUGUAAUUUCGGGGACCAGCAGUACUCAUAACACCACACUGGACCCGCGCUAUACGGUACAAAAGAGCCCCAAGAGCUUCUUUAGGGUCGGACGGGUCUUUGCAAUUCUUUGGCACGAAAACGAGGGCUCGAGCGGCCGAGGUACGCAGAGUUAUAUAAGCGUAGGUCCCGUGUAUAUAGGCCGGUUCAACGAACCGGUUCAUAGUGGGAUCCGACGCAUGGUAGUCGUGAAGGCACUGGAUCAGUGUGCUUGGUGUUUCCCCGUGAGCACAUACAGUCGCAAGGGGGUCGCGAAAACAGGGGUGGACGCAUCCAAGCAUGCCAUUAUCUACAUGCAGGGCACCGAGCCCCAGCGUGGCUCCGGCGAGCCUCAAAUGAUGAAGGAACCGUUGGAGGUCGCCCCGGCUUCACCCGACCAGAAAUUAGAUUAUAUGUCCCGGCUGAAUUUUGGAAAGAUUUAUACGGUCGAACACAAUGUGAAAGUGUUGCCGGUUGGGAAAAUCACCGAGCGAUCGAUGCCGCGCUUCCAGAAUUAUGCGAAAAGCGAAUUCAAUGUCAUGUCAUGA
This is a messenger RNA of Aspergillus affinis, 1170 nucleotides long. RefSeq lists its product as uncharacterized. The transcript is spliced from 7 exons. The coding region runs from base 1 to 1170 and encodes 389 amino acids. Lineage: Eukaryota; Fungi; Ascomycota; Eurotiomycetes; Eurotiales; Aspergillaceae. The record is from RefSeq and is a predicted model, not a curated record.